AUGUCUUCUCCAGCAAGAUUUCAGCGAGUCGUUGCCGGAAUCCAGAAACUGUAUCCAAUUGCGUAUGCAGACAGCUCCUGGGACAACACUGGGUUGCUGGUGGAUGCUUCAGGAGUUAACAAGAGCGAGAAGUUCCACAUUCUCCUGACUGUCGACCUGACCCAGUCUGUGGUUGAGGAAGCAAUUAGGGCCCGGUCGAGUCUCGUUCUGGCGUACCAUCCUUUUAUCUUCCGCGGCCUGAAAAGCAUCACUCCGAAUGAUCCUCAGCAGAGCUCGCUGAUAAAACUGAUCCACCACGGGAUAUCUGUAUACUGUCCUCACACGUCUGUGGACGCAGCCAAGGGAGGUGUGAACGACUGGCUGGCCCUCGCAUUGGGCGAAAUAAGGGAAAAAGCCGUGAUUGAGAAAAAUGCGGCCGACGAGGACGUGGGGAUGGGCAGGCUCGUGACCCUAUCGCGUCCCGCCAGCCUCAAAGAGCUGGUGCCUAGGAUAAAAACCCACUUAGGAAUCAACCAUCUCCAAUUGGCUACGAAAAUAGACCCGGACACCGCUGCCGUUACGACCGUUGCCGUGUGUGCCGGAUCGGGGGGUUCUGUUUUCCGGAACUUGGAUGCCGAUUUGUACCUAACGGGAGAGCUUUCGCACCACGAAGCUCUUUAUUUUAAGGAGAAAGGCUCAAGCGUCAUUAUCUGCAACCACUCCAACACAGAAAGGGGGUUUCUUUCCGUUCUAAAGGAGCAGCUGGCCCGCGAGUUUGACGAUCCGGAAAUCACCAUUGAUAUUUCUGCCACCGACGAAGAUCCGUUUGUUAUUGUGUAG
Molecule: messenger RNA, 819 nt
Organism: Ogataea parapolymorpha DL-1
Lineage: Eukaryota; Fungi; Ascomycota; Pichiomycetes; Pichiales; Pichiaceae
Product: NGG1p interacting factor 3 family
Exons: 1
Coding region: 1-819 (272 amino acids)
Cellular component (GO): cytoplasm; mitochondrion
Source: RefSeq, a predicted model, not a curated record